Cornus florida is the source of this 669-nucleotide messenger RNA. RefSeq lists its product as uncharacterized. The transcript has a single exon. The record is from RefSeq and is a predicted model, not a curated record. NCBI's taxonomy places the organism in Eukaryota, Viridiplantae, Streptophyta, Magnoliopsida, Cornales, Cornaceae. The coding region runs from base 1 to 669 and encodes 222 amino acids.
AUGGCCAUUACAUUCUCAAGUAAUUUAUUUUUAAAAAUCGACUUCCCAAAAUACCCUCAUAUUCUAAGUCCAAAAACCACUAUUACCUUCCACUACAAUCAUCUCCGCCUUUCACCACCACCACUGUUACCACUUCCUUCCACCACCACCGACUUUCACCAUCGCCCACCACUUUCCAUUACCACCACCGCCACCGCCUUUCACCACCGCUACCACCACCGUUUGCCGCAACCGCUGCCGCCGCCUUUCACCACCGUAACCGCCACCACUACAGCCUUUCACCACCGCUACCGCCACCACCACCGCUGCCCUUCACCACCGUUUGCCGCAACCACCACCGCCUUUCACCACUGCUACCGCCUUUCACCGCCGCUACCGCCUCUCACCGCCACUACCACCACCGCCACCACUACUGCCACCGCCACCGCCACAGCUACCGCCACCACUACCACCACCGCCACCACCACCUUUAACGACCACCGCCUUCCACAACCAUCAACGCAGCUGCCAUUGCCUUCCACCACCGCCAUCACCUUCUACCACCUUCCAUCACUACCACCGCCAUCACCUUUCACCACCACCACCGCCUUUCACUACCGCCGCCGCCACUGCCACCACUACCGCCGCCGCCGCCGCCGCCGCCGCCGCCGCCUUCCGCCACCACCAUAA